AGCAUGAGCAGGCAGGGUGAUCCGUCGCCGCCGCCACCCAAACAUCCCCUCGUGGGGUAGUCGAGAGGCGCAUCUGGCAUGGUGCACAUCCGCAAGGGCGGGUGGCGCACCCCGCUCCUGCUGCUCGGGGCCCUUGUCGUCUGCCAGCAGGUCGUCCUGCCCUCGGAGGCUGCGUGGCUCGACCAGGCCAGUCCUGAUGUAGUCAAACAAUGGGCCGAGCGGUUGGGCAAAACCCUGUCCGACAUGGGCCGCAAGGUGACCAGGGUGAACGACAUCAAGAAGAUGUACAAACAAAUCGGCGCGACCAUCAAAAAGAGGGACGGCGACACGCUCAUCAAGGAGAUCCGACAGGACAUCGAGGAAAUGGUCCAGCAGAAGAUGGAUGCUGUCAAGUGCAUCAUGGAGUGGGCUGAGGAGGAAUCAUACGUGCCUCACGUGAGGUGGGAAGACCUGCUGCGGGAGGAGGACGAAGACGGCGGCAUGUUCGCCUACCGCAGCGCAAAAUUUUCGCCACUGGGCACCGCCGAAGAUUACCCCCAACCGACUCCUGAACCCCCGUUGAACUACACAACAGGCAUUGCCCAUUAUCGCAAAAAGGUGCCCCCGGUCUACUACCAGCCAAUAGAACUGGAGCCUGAUCCGCACUUUUUCAACAUCCCUGUCAACACUAGCUUCAGCACGGUCCACGUGCCAACCAACGUGUUUGACAGAGCUCCGGAGGUAAUAGAGGCGAUCCAGUGGUCGCGAAAGAUUGACCCUGUUUUCGAGGCCAACUUUGCGGCCGACCCGACGCUGACCUGGCAGUAUUUCGGCAGCGCCAAGGGAUUUAUGCGCACCUAUCCAGGAAUGAAGUGGAAAUCGGACGGGGUGGAUCUUUACGACUGCCGAAUGCAGCCGUGGUACAUUUCGGCCGUGACCUGCAGCAAGGAGGUGGUCAUCCUGGUCGACACCUCUGGCUCCAUGACGGGCAUGAGGUUCAGCAUCGCCCGAUUGGUCGCUCAUUCUCUUCUGGACACUUUCACCAGCAACGACUUUGUCUCCGUCCUGGCUUUCUCAGACACGGUCAAAACGCCAAUCGAGUGCUUUGAAAACAUGCUUGUCCAGGCCACCAAGGAAAACGUGCAGGCGCUUAAGGAAGCUUUGGACAAUGUAACCAUCGAGGGCUAUGGGAACUUCACCAUCGCCUUUUCCGCAGCGUUCGAGCUCCUCGAGUCGUACAGAGAUGGCAGAGAUCGAGAGGGUUGCGACAGUUGCAACCAGGCAAUCAUGCUGAUCACGGACGGCGUCCCUAGCAACCUGACCGAGGUGUUCGAGACCUACAACCGAUUCAACGAGACCGGCGAGAUGCAGAUUCCAGUGCGGGUGUUCACGUAUUUGUUAGGCAAGGAGGUCACCAACGUGCGCGAAAUCCAGUGGAUGGCUUGUCUGAAUAGGGGAUGGUACACGCACAUGCAGUCGUUGGAAGAGGUGCGCGAGGAAGCGUUGAGGUACCUGAACGUAAUCGCGCGACCCAUGGUGCUCCAGGGGGAUCAGCACCCUGUUGUUUGGAGCCACGCUUACGUCGAUUUCCAGGACAGAAAAGUGUCUCAGUGGCUCAAAGAUCUUAUGGGCCAACACAUGGACAGAGAAAAUGAGUUAGCCUAUACGCAGGCUGAGGAGGACCGGCGCUUUGUCAUCAAAUCGGACGAUGAGAGUAUUAAGUCGAGAAAGGUGCAGCAAUUUCAGUUGCUGACGUCCGUGUCCAUCCCGGUAUUUGAUAAGCAUGGGAAUCUGAGAGACAACGCGAGCGUCUCCGCCGAGCUGCUGGGCGUCGCGGGUGUCGACGUGCCGAUUAAAUUGUUCCACGAGAGGACCAGACCAUACAAGAUCGGCGUGAACGGUUACGCGUUUCUGGUCACCAACAAUGGCUACAUUUUGAUGCACCCGGAGCUAAAGGCCGUGGUUCAAGGUUUUGCUCGCGACAAUUUCAACAGCGUUGAUUUGACUGAAAUAGAAAUGGUUGAUGACGGAACUGUUGAACCCCGAGAGAAAAACAACGACACUUUAUUGUUGCGGAACAGCAUGGUGGCCCACGAAGAGGGCAACCUUUUGGAUAUAAAAAUAAAGGUUGCUUUGGAUGAUCAACGACGCUUGACGGUGGAGACCCGCGACUUUUUCUACUCUCCAGUGAGUGGCACGCCAUUCUCACUUGGAGUCAGUUUGCCGCCUAAUUAUGGUACCUUCAGCAUAGAAAUCGGUGACAAAUUCCGGAAAAUGGAAAAAGCUGGGAUCACUUCGGCAAAUUAUUUCCACGGCAACAACUGGCGCGUCCACCCUGAUUGGGUUUACUGCAGGUAUGCACAUGAUAACAUCAAGAAUUUCACCACUCCUGAGGAGCGGAUGAUGCACUUUUUCAAAAAGAAGGAUAAGGAAGAGGACAAAUGGAAGUGGAUUUCUGACCCUAUCGCACCGUUCAGUCCAGAGUGGGGUGAACCUGAUUACUCUUGUGGAAGGGGUCCUAUUCCUGAGGACCACUAUUAUUGCGAUGAAGAGCUGAUUUUGGGACUGUUGCUUGAGGCAAAGGCUGUUAAUAACUGGUAUGGUACCGAUAACUGGGAUCUCAGGGAUAAAAAUGAACGCGAACCAGUGGAAUAUUUUAACAUUUCCAUGCGUUUCAUUGCAACACAUACGGGUCUGACACGGUGGCAACACGCCGCUGAAACUGGUGCAAUCGAAAGUCACUUCGGUGACUUCAAUAAUCGCGCCAUCGACGAGGACUGGUACAAGGCCACUGUUUUGCUCCACGAAGAAAGUCCGGAUUCGCUUUUGUUGAAUGUACCUUUUGAAGCCGGAAGUGACCCUGACCUUGCCGUUACUGCUUUCACCGCCAUUUACCAUCAGGACGGCGGCCACGAGGUUCCGGCCGCGGUCGCCGGCUUCAAACUUCCCAUUCACAAACUUCACCAACAUCUGUAUGCAAUUACGGAGAAUCUCGCUUCCCCCUCUUGUGUCAAUAGAACCGGAAGCACCGAAUUGUGUGGUUGCGCGUCUGAAGAAAUCACCUGCUACCUUUUGGACACAAACGGAUAUGUUGUUGUGUCCGACGAGUACAACGACACGGGUAGAUUCUUCGGAGACGUCGCUCCCGACGCAAUGGUGGCGCUCAAGAAAAUCGGAGCCUACAGACAGAUGGUCCUCUACGACUAUCAGGCCACUUGCAUCAACCAAACCAUUGUCACUUCUGGUGCCGCUGAAAUUUUCUUGGCGCCUGUUCGUUGGGUCCAAGGUCUUUUGAGCUACAUGGUGGGCCAGUUUUUGCAAAUAGCAGUCAACAAUUACAUGUGGACCCCCGUUGAAGCUCAAAAUACGUUUUACGAGGAUUACGACGAGGAUCUGUCUCAAGAGGAGAAGGCCGAGGAGGAUGAACGCAGACCUGUUUACACAUACGCAAAAGUGGACAGCAAACCUUGCGACAAAAUGCGUCUCUUGGCGUUGCUCAAUAUGACCGCCAAAGAAGAGCCCCUGGUUUACGAAGAUCCCAAGCCGGAAAUUCUCCUGAAUUCAACAGAUUUAGUUGAUCUGGAUUACGCCGAAGCGCCUCAAAAUGAUCAGCCGGAGCCAAAGGAAGUUGAAGAAAUCGAUGGGGUCGGUGAAGGAGAAGUGAAGUACGAAACCGAAAACACUGACACUGAGAACAACGAAGAAGAGGAGGAGGAAGCAACAGAGGAAGCAACAGAGGCUCCGUUUGUUUUCCAAAGCAGAUCUGUCAUUGCUAAGCGAGUUCCAAACACAAACCUGCUGCUAGUUGUGGUGGACAACCUCAGUCCAGAGAUGGACCCGGGACCUGAGCGCUGGUCGGCCAGUCCUGAGGUCGUCGACUACCAAAACCAGAGCUUCCCGUGCUACAAAUUGCAAUACAACGACUUGCGGCGGCGCCCGCUCGAAGGAUGUCUCUCUUCGCACAAACUAGAGUCGGAAAUCGACAAGUGCGGACGCGCCACUCCCUCGGGAGCCUCACUCGGCCUUGGCCUUUUGGCGAUUUCCUUGGUCAUCUCCAUGCUCAGAGUGGAAUCCUUGCUCUUUUAAAACGAACUCUCUAUCUAUCUCUCUCACCUCUAAGGACUGUUUUUAUAUAAAAUAUUUAAAAAUGAUUGUGAGAAGAAAAUUCGGCCCCAACUCAAGACGAGCUAGGUGGCUCUGGAAAGUAGCCUAAUCAAAUUCUACAAAUCCGCUUCCAUCGAUCGUUAUAGACAUUAUAAUUAUAUGAAGUUUCAUUGAUUAUUUAUUGUAUUUUGGGUGUUGAAUGAGAAAGAAAAAUGAGCGACGAGUAUUUUGAACCAAUUGAUCUUCCUGUUAUAUUCUUAAUGUUCAAUUUUGACUAAUAAAGCGUAAAAUGCACAAAAACUAA
Molecule: messenger RNA, 4387 nt
Organism: Neocloeon triangulifer
Lineage: Eukaryota; Metazoa; Arthropoda; Insecta; Ephemeroptera; Baetidae
Product: voltage-dependent calcium channel subunit alpha-2/delta-3-like
Exons: 27
Coding region: 79-4065 (1328 amino acids)
Cellular component (GO): voltage-gated calcium channel complex
Molecular function (GO): voltage-gated calcium channel activity
Source: RefSeq, a predicted model, not a curated record